Molecule: messenger RNA, 1299 nt
Organism: Penicillium malachiteum
Lineage: Eukaryota; Fungi; Ascomycota; Eurotiomycetes; Eurotiales; Aspergillaceae
Product: endonuclease III domain-containing protein
Exons: 3
Coding region: 1-1299 (432 amino acids)
Biological process (GO): nucleotide-excision repair; base-excision repair; base-excision repair, AP site formation
Cellular component (GO): nucleus
Molecular function (GO): DNA-(apurinic or apyrimidinic site) endonuclease activity; DNA binding; oxidized pyrimidine nucleobase lesion DNA N-glycosylase activity
Source: RefSeq, a predicted model, not a curated record
AUGCGUACUUCAAGGACUUCAAAGGAGACUGCUAAAGUCCUGCAAGCGCUUUCACCCCCUGUGCGCCGCUCAACUCGCAACACGUCUCUGAAUACAAGCGCCCUGCGCAGUUUUGCGUAUACUGGCGACUCGACAAUCAAAAAUGAACUGAUCCCUACCAUCGCCAGUAUACCAUCAAUUAGAGAUGACGAUGAGUCCUCUCUAUCAUCUGCUAGUACAACCGAUAUCGAGGAUCUCCUUGAACCAUCGUCUAAACGACAAAAACGCAAUACCCGUGCCCCUAACCCCGAGGAAUCCAAAGAACCCCUCGUGAAAGAUGAACCAGAGCAGAAAACCAAACCACCUCCAAAGGCUCGUCGAAUGCCCGCACGCAAGACCCGCGACGCAGAUGGCGCUACAAUUGUGGAACCACCAUCCAACUGGGAAACAAUGUACAAUACCGUGAAGAAGAUGCGCGAGGAUAACCCGACCGCACCAGUUGACACGAUGGGUUGUGCAGAGCUAUACUGGCGUGCCUCGGCACCAAAAGACCGACGUUUCCAGACGCUCAUUGCUCUAAUGCUUUCAUCACAAACGAAAGAUACAGUCACAGCCGUCGCGAUGCAACGUCUACAUACUGAACUUGGACAAAGCGAGGAAGAAAGCGACAUGGUACGAAUCAAGAUGGAAGACGAGGAUAGCAAGGAUGUGAAAACCGAACUUGAAAAGGACAGCACGUUGAAACUGGAGAAUAUCCUCGCUGUUUCACCGGAGAAACUGAAUGAACUGAUUCGCACGGUUGGUUUCCACAAUAAUAAGACGAAAUAUAUCAAGGCUGCGGCUUUGAUUCUGCGAGAUCAGCAUGGUGGUGAUAUCCCGCCUACACCAGAAGAACUCAUGGCUCUACCGGGUGUCGGACCUAAAAUGGCGUAUCUGUGUAUGAGUGCGGCAUGGGGCAAACAUGAGGGCAUUGGUGUUGAUGUGCAUGUUCAUCGGAUUACGAAUCUGUGGGGAUGGCAUAAGACGAAGAAUCCGGAGGAAACGCGGAUGGCGUUGCAGUCUUGGUUACCCAGGGAUAAGUGGCAUGAGAUUAAUAAGUUGCUUGUUGGAUUGGGGCAGACCGCUUGUGGGCCUGUUAAGAGACGGUGUGAUGAGUGCUAUCUUGCUGGGACGAAGCUCUGUAAGAGUGAGAUCAAGGGAUUGGCGAGUGGGAAUCGCAUCAAGGUGGAUCUUGCUAAGGUGGAGGAUGAGCCGAAGAUCAAGAUUGAGAGUCGAUUAUUCGAGUUGGAUGUAGUUCGGGACGAUAUGAUGGAUGUGUAG